AUGGCGGCAGUACAAGCUACCGGCAACAAGCAAUGGCCUGCCAGACCUGGGGUUCAGCAUCAAAAUAGCCAAAGCAAUGCAAGUUUAACGCUAAAUAGAUCGAUAAACCUUUAUCCCUUAACGAACUACACAUUCGGCACUAAAGAACCGCUUUUUGAAAAGGACGCGUCAGUACCUGCAAGGUUUCAGAGAAUGAGAGAGGAAUUCGUAAAAAUCGGGAUGAGACGAUCGGUUGAAGGUGUAUUGUUGGUCCACGAACACGGCUUGCCGCAUGUACUACUGUUACAGCUCGGAACUGCCUUCUUCAAGUUACCCGGCGGUGAAUUAAAUCCUGGCGAGGAUGAAAUCGAAGGUUUGAAACGACUGUUAACAGAGACGCUCGGUAGGCAAGACGGCGUCAAACAAGAAUGGCUCAUCGAAGACACCAUUGGUAACUGGUGGCGGCCAAACUUCGAACCCCCCCAAUAUCCGUACAUUCCACCCCACAUAACGAAGCCCAAAGAACACAAACGUUUGUUCCUAGUGCAAUUGCAAGACAGAGCUCUUUUCGCUGUACCCAAAAACUAUAAGUUAGUAGCGGCGCCACUUUUUGAGUUGUACGACAACGCUCAGGGCUACGGACCAAUAAUAUCGUCACUGUCUCAGAGCUUGUGUAGAUUUAAUUUUGUGUAUAUGUGAGAUAGUAGUGCCGAGGGGAGGGAUGGAGAAAUAUGGGUUCGUUUGAAGUAAAUAAACUGUGAGUGAACCAACAAUGCUGUUUACUCCUUAAAACCAUUACCAUAGUAUUUUAAA
Messenger RNA from Melitaea cinxia (Glanville fritillary), 792 nucleotides. It is a transcript of the gene Cpsf5, whose product is annotated as cleavage and polyadenylation specificity factor subunit 5. Bases 1 to 678 code for a protein of 225 amino acids. Lineage: Eukaryota; Metazoa; Arthropoda; Insecta; Lepidoptera; Nymphalidae. The record is from RefSeq and is a predicted model, not a curated record. Gene Ontology annotation, molecular function: mRNA binding. Gene Ontology annotation, cellular component: mRNA cleavage factor complex. The transcript has 4 exons.